AUGGCGUUGGCGGCUUUCAACAUCCCAGGAUCCACCGUGUUCCUGGCGACUCUUGCAAGUAAAACAUGUGAGUUUAGAUCUGAAGACUUGACUGCUUCAACGGACUACGCUGGAUAUGAGACACGGGCCCGACGUGUUAAGCAUGGCAGAGCGCAGGCUCUUCGUAAAUGGUACAGACUUGAAAGGCAGAAUGUAGACAACUACCGAAGUUCCAUCGCAUCAUGGACCAGGUCGCCAUCGAACCCCGACGCAUGCUCGGCAGCUAGUACACCGCAGCGGAAAACACACGCAAUGUCGGUAAUGGUGCUGACGGCUCCAGUCAUCUGGGACAUCACAGGAACUGACUUGGAAAGGUCAAUGUUCCGUCACGCCCGCUCCUGCGCAAUACCAGACUUUGGGUCCGAGACGCCAUCGGGCAAACUCUGGAUCAACUACAUCCUGCCUUUGGGCUACUAUUCCGAUGCAGUCAAGUAUGCUAUCAUAGCAUUCGGCAUUGCUCACAGAGCCUUCUUAGACGGCCCCCAACAAGAGAACAACGCUGCCGAAACUAAACUGUCCCUAGACAUCUCAAGUAAGAGGUACUACCAAAAGGCGAUCUCCGAGGUUAUCAAGGUUAUGAAUUGUCCUUCGCCCGCCGAUAUACCAAUCAUCCUCGUCUGCUGCCUAGUGUUCGUCUGCUAUGAAUUCAUCCAAGGAGAGCCCGAGGGGGCUAUUGAGCAUUUGAAAUCCGGAAUCAAAUUAUUAGAAUCAAUUCGCCACACGGCACUGGCAAAUGCUUUGGGCACGGCCCCGUUCCAAACCCAUGAAGCAUGCGUCAUGGCCGCUGUGAAGAACCACUUCGCCCAGCUGUGUGAUAUAGCAGGCAUAUUUUCGUGCAUUGGUUUGGAUAUUUCAAUGGGACUGCAGACACGCGUGGGGCCGGACAUGUCGUUUUUCAUGCACGGCGAGCUGGGUGGCGAUAGUCCGUUCUCUGAUGUCGCGGACGCCCAGUAUCACCUACACCUAGUCGAGCUCAUGCUUUCCGACGGCCGCAAUGAGCUGUCGAUGCUGCCAGCCGACGAGUUUGGCUCCGCAUCGUUUACCUGCCCGGAAAAUCACGCUAUAGACUCAUUCGUGGGAUGGCAUGGCGCUGCUAAGCAGUUUGAGAGGUGGUGCGCUCGCUUUGACGCUUUUGAAGAAAACUUGCCGCAUCAGACACGGGAGGUGAACCGCGAGGAGCUACUUACGUUGCGACUCUUGAGGAAGGGGUGGGAACUCUGCAUUCGGCACUUUCUGGUCAAUGAGGGUUUAAUGUACGAAUGGAAGAUGCAUCGGCUGGUAGACAUGGCGGAAAAUAUCGUUGACGGUAGAGGCAGUAGAUCGAGGCCUCUGUUUUCUGACACCGCUCACAUCAUUCCAUCUCUGUCAUAUAUAUGCGUCACUUGUGGUAACUACAAGUUAGAGCGGAGGUGUAUUGAUGUUUUGCGAAAAAUGAAGAAAAGGGAAGGUCUUUGGGACAGCGAAGAAAUAGUUGAGGCCCUCGAGUUCAUCCUGGUGGCAAAGCGGGACAACCAGUGGAAGGAUGAGUAUUUGGUGGAUGGCCUACCUACCUUUGCGAAACGAAUCGUGGGUACACGACCUCGAAGUAUAUAA
Colletotrichum truncatum is the source of this 1632-nucleotide messenger RNA. RefSeq names its product C6 zinc finger domain protein. NCBI's taxonomy places the organism in Eukaryota, Fungi, Ascomycota, Sordariomycetes, Glomerellales, Glomerellaceae. The record is from RefSeq and is a predicted model, not a curated record.